This is a messenger RNA of Hibiscus syriacus, 707 nucleotides long. RefSeq names its product probable dolichyl-diphosphooligosaccharide--protein glycosyltransferase subunit 3B. The coding region runs from base 156 to 707 and encodes 183 amino acids. Gene Ontology annotation, cellular component: oligosaccharyltransferase complex. Lineage: Eukaryota; Viridiplantae; Streptophyta; Magnoliopsida; Malvales; Malvaceae. The transcript has a single exon. The record is from RefSeq and is a predicted model, not a curated record.
UGACCAACCACAACAACUCCAACACCAAACUCUUCUUCGCCGACAUCGAGUUCCGCGAAUCCCAAUCCUCUUUCCACCUCUUCGGCGUCAACUCCCUCCCCCACAUCCGCCUCGUCGGCCCCAACGCCAAAUCGUUGAAGGAUGACUCCGAGCAUAUGGACCAGGGCGAUUUCUCUCGAUUGUCUGAGUCCAUGACCGAGUUCGUCCAGUCGAGAACUAAACUAACCGUGGGUCCCCUCCAUCGUCCUCCCAUUCUCUCGAAAACGCAAUUGGGUCUCAUCCUUGUCCUUUUGUUGAUCUCUGCUCCGUUCGUCGCUAAAAAGAUCUUCUCCGGCGAAACGUUCUUACACGAUCCCAAGAUUUGGCUUUCCGGCGCCGUUUUUGUUUAUUUUUUCAGUGUUUCAGUUGCAAUGCAUAAUAUAAUCAGGAAAAUGCCGAUGUUUCUGCUGGAUAGGAACAACCCGAACACAUUGAUUUUCUUUUACCAAGGAUCGGGGAUGCAGCUCGGAGCGGAAGGGUUCACCGUCGGUUCUCUGUAUACAAUUGUGGGAUUGUUGCUUGCUUUCGUCACCCAUUUGCUUGUUUAUGUUAAGAACUCGAAAACCAAGCGAGGGGCGAUGCUUUUUGCGAUUAUUGUUUCCUUUUGGGCGGUGCAGAAAGUGGUUUUCUUGGACAAUUGGAAGACUGGAUAUUGGAUUCGUGGAUAA